CGGGAGUCGGGAGCCGGGAGCCCGGAGCCCGAGCGGGAGCUGAGAGGCGGCCCCUCCGCGGAGCCUGGGCCCAGCUGCUUCAGUGGGCAUCAUGGCCAUGGAUGUGGCUGAAUACCACCUGAGCGUAAUCAAGAGCCCCCCUGGCUGGGAGGUGGGUGUCUACACUGCUGGGGCCCUGGCACUGCUGGGAAUUGCAGCGGUGAGCCUGUGGAAGCUCUGGACAUCGGGGAGCUUCCCCAGCCCCUCCCCGUUCCCAAACUACGACUACAGGUACCUUCAGCAGAAGUACGGGGAGAUCUACGCAGAGGCCAAGCAGAAGAGAGUGCCUGCUUGGAAUGCCCAGCGGGCCAGCACUCGGGGACCACCCAGUCGCAAAGGCAGCCUCAGCAUUGAGGACACCUUUGAGAGCAUCAGCGAGCUGGGGCCCCUGGAGCUGAUGGGCCGGGAGCUGGACCUGGCCCCCUACGGGACCCUCCGCAAGUCCCAGUCGGCGGACUCCCUGAACUCCAUCUCCUCCGUGAGCAACACCUUCGGGCAGGACUUCACGCUGGGCCAGGUGGAGGUGAGCAUGGACUACGAUGGGGCCUCCCACACCCUCCACGUGGCUGUGCUGCAGGGCAAGGACCUCCUGGAGCGGGAAGAAGCCGGCUUCGAGUCCUGCUUCAUGCGCGUCAGCCUGCUGCCCGAUGAGCAGAUCGUGGGCAUCUCCCGGAUCCAGAGGAAUGCCUAUUCCAUCUUCUUCGAUGAGAAGUUCUCCAUCCCCCUGGACCCUGCCGCCCUGGAGGAGAAGAGCCUGCGGUUUUCUGUGUUUGGCAUCGAUGAGGAUGAGCGGAAUGUCAGCACGGGGGUGGUCGAGCUAAAGCUCUCUGUGCUCGACCUCCCACUGCAGCCCUUCAGUGGCUGGCUCUACUUACAGGACCAGAACAAGGCUGCGGACGCUGUGGGCGAGAUCUUGCUGUCCCUCAGCUACCUCCCGACGGCUGAGCGCCUCACGGUGGUGGUGGUGAAAGCCAAGAAUCUCAUCUGGACCAACGACAAGACCACAGCAGACCCCUUCGUCAAGGUGUACCUGCUUCAGGAUGGGCGGAAGAUGAGCAAAAAGAAGACGGCUGUGAAGAGGGACGACCCCAACCCAGUGUUCAACGAAGCCAUGAUCUUCUCGGUGCCAGCCAUCGUGCUCCAGGACCUGUCUCUCCGUGUGACGGUGGCUGAGAGCAGCAGUGACGGCCGAGGGGACAACGUGGGCCAUGUCAUUAUCGGGCCGUCAGCCAGCGGCAUGGGCACCACACACUGGAACCAGAUGCUGGCCACGCUGCGUAGGCCUGUGUCCAUGUGGCACGCCGUUCGGCGAAACUAGCAGUCAGCAAAACGGGCCGGGGUGGGCACCAAGCUGCCCGGGACCUGGCCCAUGCUCAGCUCCGAUGCCCCUCCCUAGUCCAGUGGGAGCCAUGAGUGCUGGGGUCCCCCACCGGAGCCCCCAUGAGCCAUCUUGGUCCUUCUGUCCAGACUGCAAUGGAAGAGUGGGCCUGGCCAGGUGUCUAGGGACCCAGGGUUUUCUCCCACGGAGGGCCAGCUGGAACUGGGCCACGACCCAGGAAAGGCAGCCUGGCACUGGCCCAUUAUGCUCCCAUUUUGAG
Molecule: messenger RNA, 1637 nt
Organism: Neomonachus schauinslandi (Hawaiian monk seal)
Lineage: Eukaryota; Metazoa; Chordata; Mammalia; Carnivora; Phocidae
Gene: SYT12
Product: synaptotagmin 12
Exons: 8
Coding region: 92-1357 (421 amino acids)
Biological process (GO): cellular response to calcium ion; regulation of calcium ion-dependent exocytosis; regulation of dopamine secretion
Molecular function (GO): SNARE binding; calcium ion binding; clathrin binding
Source: RefSeq, a predicted model, not a curated record